AUGUUGAGUAAUCCUUCCGUUGCCCAAAAUGCGGCGGCAUGCCCAGCUGCAUGCCAAUUGGCUGCCCUUUCGCUCCCUUCGCCGGAGUACGAGAGGAAUGUCACGGGACAGCGCGUCAAGAACGUGUAAGCAGGGCUUGUAGCGGCCUUGGCCGCCAGGCAGCGACGCGAGUUAUCAUCAAGGCACCCUUUCAUCAGGAACUUGGCGGAGGGAAUAUGGCAGGCUCUGGCCAGGACAAAGACGAGAACAGAUGAGGAGGUGUCUCAAAGCAUUUCGAGGUAUAAGUAAUGACUCAACCAUCCUUCUUCCUUCCCGUUCCGCUCUCCUUGUCUUCUUCAUAUGAAACAUCACCCUUAGCUCCCAAGCCUCAUCAACCCAAACUCAUAAAUCCUUGAUUAUUUCCACAACAAAAACGUGAAGCAUCUCACGCAACCAAAGCCCAACAUGUCCACCUCGGCCUCCAACUCCCCCAAACCAACCUUCUUCCUCAACCUCCCAACCACCUCCGUUCCCUCUGCAAAAGCCUUCUACACUGCUCUGGGCUUCCCCCCCUUGGAAGCCUGGUCCGACGCCGAGACAGCCUCCUUCAUGCUCCCGGAACCCAACCAGACCAUGGCGCUCAUGGUGCACGCCCACCAAAGAUUCAAGACCUUUAUGCGGCCCGCCGGCACCGUCGUCGACGCCCACACCUCGACCGAGACGCUGUUCUCGAUCGCAUGUGAGAACAGAGAGGAGGUUGAUGGGUGGUUGGCCAAGGUGGAAGGGGCCGGGGGCAAGAAGGACACGUAUGUGAUGGAGGGAUUUGGGGAGGGCAUGGGCAUGUACUGUCGCAGCUGGGAGGAUCUGGAUGGGCAUGUCUGGGAGGCGGUGGCUAUGAUUGGGACCGGUGGUUGUGGGGAGGAAAAGGGAGAGGAGGAGAAGAAGGAGGCGAAGAAAGCUUGAAUAAAGCGUUGAACAGAGUUGAGCAUGUUCGUUACGGAGGGGCGAGACUCGGG
Molecule: messenger RNA, 995 nt
Organism: Parathielavia appendiculata
Lineage: Eukaryota; Fungi; Ascomycota; Sordariomycetes; Sordariales; Chaetomiaceae
Exons: 2
Coding region: 445-942 (165 amino acids)
Source: RefSeq, a predicted model, not a curated record